AUGGACAUCAAGCAAAUAGUCAACUCGAAAGGGUCGAAAGGAGUUGCGGCGGCAGUUGCUAAUGGCUCUGCGCAAGAUUUGCAUCUUCUUCAAUCGAUCCAGCAAGCCAACAGCAUCCCCAUGUCUGAUACGGGUUCGGAGCGUGGCAACUCUCCCCAUGACUCUGAGCGAUCCCGGUAUUCGGGAUACGGUCCUAUGAAUGGAAUGAGCGGAGCUCCGAACACUAUGCGAUACCCUUCGCCAACAGCUAUGCAAAACACGAUGCCAAUGAUGCAACAACAGCCUUAUCGACCAGACAAUGGAUUCGACAACGGUAUGAUGCAGCAAGAGACCGCUCGGCCUGCACGUCAAGCUGGAGGCGACGGCGCUCAAAAGGCAUUUCCCUGCAGCUCUUGCGGUAAAGGUUUUGCCCGGCGAAGUGAUCUUGCACGCCAUGAACGUAUACAUAGCGGUGUUCGGCCCCACGUCUGUGAGCAUCCUGGCUGUGGAAAACAAUUCAUUCAGCGGUCCGCUUUGACUGUUCAUAUGAGAGUCCAUACUGGCGAGAAGCCUCACAUGUGCGAACGUUGUGGAAAGCCUUUUAGUGACUCCAGUUCCCUCGCAAGACAUAGACGAAUCCAUUCUGGAAAGAGACCUUACAAGUGCCCCUAUGCCGACUGUCAGAAGACCUUCACCCGCCGUACCACGCUGACUCGGCACCAAAAUCACCACACUGGAACCGUUGAGGAAGCGGCAGCUGCAACAGCAGCAGCUCUCGCAACUCGCAGCACGCAAGGUUCGAGACAGCGCUCCGAUGGCGAGCAAUAUUCCAACAAUGGAUCUCCAAUGUCAACCCCAUCUCCUCUCCAGCGAACACACUCUGUAUCCCCUAAUUCCGAGCUUGCACCGAUGAAUCAUAUGCCUCGUCACCCAGCAGAGUAUCAUCAAUACAUGAACAAUAGUUCGCUACCCGGACAUCUCCGUGGUGAAUACAGUAUUCCUCACCAACCACCUCCAAGCACAGCCUCUUACUCCAAUGGCAUGCGACCAACGUCGCAUCCUACCGGUUACGGACCGCCAACUAUCCUCGAGCCACCUACCAGCGGGGAACAACGCCAACAAGGGAGUGUGGGCGGUAGCCCUCAUAUGAGUAACGCGGGUUGGGCGUCACCUUCGCACAACAUGCCGUCACCAUCUCAUAGCAACUACAUGUACCCAGAUCCCGACACAUAUGGAUCUCCAGCACCAAUGGGCCAGAUGUUUUAUCCAAGUUCGAAUGUCAGGAGACCACAGAGCACAGAGCCCGAUGCGUACGACAUUAAGCCGAGAAUGAACGAGAUGUGGACUGCAGCCCAAUAA
This is a messenger RNA of Lachnellula hyalina, 1338 nucleotides long. It is a transcript of the gene Zkscan3, whose product is annotated as Zinc finger protein with KRAB and SCAN domains. The transcript has 3 exons. Gene Ontology annotation, biological process: regulation of transcription by RNA polymerase II. Gene Ontology annotation, cellular component: PcG protein complex; transcription regulator complex. Bases 1 to 1338 code for a protein of 445 amino acids. Gene Ontology annotation, molecular function: DNA-binding transcription factor activity, RNA polymerase II-specific; RNA polymerase II cis-regulatory region sequence-specific DNA binding. Lineage: Eukaryota; Fungi; Ascomycota; Leotiomycetes; Helotiales; Lachnaceae. The record is from RefSeq and is a predicted model, not a curated record.